CCAUCUUUUCGCGGGCUUACAUAUUUUCGGUGAAACGAGAGCAGGGGUUGACAGAUCUACUGGGGGACACGCUCACUUUUAGUCGCAACAUGGAUAACGAGCUCAGACCAGCAGAUCGUUCUCCUCUGCAGAGACGAGCCGUUUUGACCACUCAAUGGGACUCUCUGGAGUCCAACACGGAUAACCUGGCCCAGGAGAGCAAACAGCAUCUACAAAUGCACACUGAUGAAUAUAUGCUGUGUCAAGGGAAGAUCUUGAAGGGGGAAGACUGGGAGGAUGCAAUUGCAGGUGACACAAAUGAAGAUUUCCUGCUUUCUGAUAGCAUUGAAGUUUCAGCACAGCCCCACACGAAGAGGAAACCUGUAAUUGACACCCACAUAAGUCAGCUGGACACCUAUGAUUCCUACUCAGAAUUGUGCUGCAACCCCAACUGGAGGAUCAACAAAGAGGGAGACGCCAUGAACUCUGCCCAGAAGCGUCACUACUCUUCUAGUCCGUUGCAGAAACCAUUCAUUGGAGAAUACAGAUACAUCUCUGACACAAGUUCAGCGAUGGUAUUAACUCCUAAUAUUGCUGGCAAUCAGUGUCAGCCAUACCACCUACACCCCCAAGAUGACUAUGUUAGCUCAAUAAAAACAUUUCACAUGCCUUUGGGUGAUAUAUCACCAAAGCGUAGCUCAUCUAGUAUAUCUACUAAAGCCAAUAGUGACAACACUUCCCAUAGGCAGUUCAAAGAGACCCUUCAGAAUAGGUGCCAUUUGGAUGAAAAUGUCAAUAGAUCUCUUGAGCUGACAGAGCAUUCUAUGCACUUGAAAGAAUAUAAGACUGACAACCAAAAUGAUCUAAAACACAUACCAGGAGAAUUAGUUCCAAUAUCACCCACAACAGAGAGUCCCAAGACUCUUAGAAAGAAAAAGAGGCAAAUACAGAGAGAGGACCUUGUACGACGAAACAAAAUAACGCUGGGUCGCAUCGCACCUGGUAACGGAUCUUAUGUGAAUAUGCAUGCACUCAAGCAGAAGAGGCCUCACGCUGUGAAAGAGACUGCUGAGGAGGGACACAUUGCUGAAUGUCCAAAAGACAGUUUAGACCUAGAACUGGGACUGAUCCAGAAAACACAUCAAUUGAAGGUCACCAAUUUCACGGAAGAAAGUGAGGCACAGGGGAAUAUGGAACCUUACUACAGAAGCACGGAGAAAAGUCCAGAAUGUACAACCGCAUCAAAAUGCCAAUUCUCUGGUAUGGACAGCGAACAGAAGUGUUGUCUGGAGGAGAGUGCAAAGACAACUGACAGCCUCCAUGGUCACAGCUUUGAUGGUUGCCUGGCGCCGAUGGAUCAUCAGACAAGGGCAAAGCCUAAUUACAAGGCAUACAGCUUGAACGAAUACAAGGAGUUGAAGCUAGAUGUGAAUCUGCGAGGCCUGGGACCUGACUACAUGGCAGUUAAAAAGAGUGCUGAGAAGAUGAAACAACAGAAGCAGUAUUCAAAUGGGGUCCGUGAGAGGAACAAAAACCUUAGUAAAAUACCUUUCAUAAUGGCCAAGGAUCCAGUGGUCAAAGACAAGAGAAUUGCCAGGAUUAAGGCUUUGGAGUAUGCUAAGACCAUAGCUAAGCCACUCGUUCAGCCACAGUCAAAAUCAAGUCACAAUCAACAGUCAGGAGGGUCCACCGGACACACUACUUCCUUCAAAGACUGGGACAUUGCACAUCUGGCCACAGUGGAUCUUCUGAUGAAACGCCACCAAGAAGAAAAGGAUGCAGUCUUCAGAAAAGUGCAAUUUACUUGAGGUCAUCUGCAAAUCAUCUUGUCGAAGACAAGCUGUAGUUAGUUAUGGUUGCAAUUAACACCUAAUGAAUGUAAAGGGGUUUUUGAUCCCUUGUUCCCCACACAAAAACAUAACUUUAUGGUAGGUGUAUUUUACAGACACAAUAUUAACAGAAUCUUAUGAUUUAAAUUGUAUUGGGUUGGGUUAUAUAUGUAUUUGAUCACCCUGCAACCACAAUAAUUCUGAACACUACAGACUGGCUAUGUGCAUGAAGCACUAAAAUUUGUCCUGUCUCUUCAGCUAGGAACUCCGGAAGAAGAGCAUGUAAGACAAUAGUCUGUUGUCCUCACUUGGGAGCUUCUUGCAAUAUCUCACUUUGGAAUAAGGAUAAUUCUAAGAAAAUUGUUUGGGCUGCCCAGAAUUACCAUCAUUUCCACACUAUAAAGCGCUACAUUUUCCCCCAGGCUUUGAACCUUGCGCUUUAUACAGUGCUACGGCUAAUUUAUGGAUUUUUACGGCUUCACGAGCUUCACAUGCCACCAAUUAAUUUAGCCUCGUCACAUCAGACAAAUAAAAUUGCUCACAUUAAAUCAAACUGACUGACGCAAUCAUUCAGUCAUCUAUUUAGCGUUAUGGACUCACCAUCGUUAUAGAGACACGUUGAAAUGCCUGAAGCUGAAGACGAUUGACACGGCUGUCGAAAAAGGAAACAGCCGCCGCAUGGAACGGAAAACCCCCAUCACUAAAUGACUGCCACGCACCAAAGAAGAUGACUUCAGGCUACUGUAAGCCGUGUUAUAGGCACUGUAUUGUGUAAAAUUUGUGAAUGAACACAAACGCUUGUGUGGAUUGUUUCAAUGUGUACACCUACAGCUUAUAGACUUUGGCCAAUAUAUGUACAGUCCAAAAAUGAGGUGGUUGCGGAUCAUAUUUAGGUGCGCCCUGAAGCUUGUAAAUUUGAUGAGUGUAUUAGUGAGAGCUGAGACAACAGUCACCGUAAACAUUGUGUGUAACUCAACUUGACCACAAGGUACCCCUGCUCAAAAGGCAUGCGCAUUUAAAGGCACCGAAAUUUAAAAACCUGCAUGAUCCAGAAAAGAGCUUGGAAAACAUGGUCAGAUGAAACCAAAGCUUUGCUCUUUCGCAUGACCUUGACUUAUCAUGUUUGGAAAUGCUGUAUAUAACCCCAGGAAGACCACUGUUCAACAUGGAGGUGGAAAUAUAAUGAUCUGAGUCUGGUUCUCUACUAAGGGUAGAAAAUCUUAGACUUCACUGGAUUGAGGGUCUGAUAAACGGGGCCAUUUAUGAGAUGAAAAUCUUUUGGUGUCUGCCAGAACACUGAAGAUAAGUUGUGAAUGGACCACGGCAACAAAGGAGUGGUUAUAGAAGAUGCACACCAGUCUCAAGACCUUAAUCCCAUAAAAGAUAUAUGGUGGGAGCUAAAACUUUAAGUUGCCAAGCGACAGCCUUAAAACCGGAAUUAUUCGGAAAUGAUCUGUAGAGGAUAUCCU
This is a messenger RNA of Nerophis lumbriciformis (worm pipefish), 3277 nucleotides long. RefSeq names its product junctional cadherin complex regulator (gene jhy). NCBI's taxonomy places the organism in Eukaryota, Metazoa, Chordata, Actinopteri, Syngnathiformes, Syngnathidae. Gene Ontology annotation, biological process: axoneme assembly. The record is from RefSeq and is a predicted model, not a curated record.